This is a messenger RNA of Babjeviella inositovora NRRL Y-12698, 2820 nucleotides long. RefSeq lists its product as uncharacterized. Bases 225 to 2570 code for a protein of 781 amino acids. The record is from RefSeq and is a predicted model, not a curated record. NCBI's taxonomy places the organism in Eukaryota, Fungi, Ascomycota, Pichiomycetes, Serinales. The transcript has a single exon. Gene Ontology annotation, biological process: establishment of sister chromatid cohesion; nucleobase-containing compound metabolic process. Gene Ontology annotation, cellular component: nucleus. Gene Ontology annotation, molecular function: ATP binding; DNA binding; hydrolase activity, acting on acid anhydrides, in phosphorus-containing anhydrides.
AUACCAGCCAAUACUAACUCCAGUGGAACACGUUUAAACCCCUUUGAUAACGACGUCAACUUAGCUAUUACCACCGUCACAAGGCUCCAAAACGUUCCAUCAGCUAUCGUACGAAUCCCAUCACCCUCGUUGCUGUACUGCAUUCCAUACAUUUUUACUUUGCCUUCUCAUUAGUACACCCAAAUUCGUUCCUUUUCCUCCAUGAGGCAAGCUGUUAGAUCGUGAUGACCUCUUUCAAUCACCCGUACACACCCUACCCGAUUCAAAUCGACUUGAUGACAGCAAUCUACGAAACCAUCGACGGCAACUACAAAGUAGGAAUCUUUGAGAGCCCCACAGGAACCGGCAAAACCCUCUCCAUCAUCUGCGCAACCAUGACAUGGUUGCGUGAGUACAAGCGGAAACCGGUACAGGACAGCGACGAUGAACCGGAAUGGGUCAAGAAAGCCUACCGAAAAGCGGUCUUGGAUCGCGCUCUGUCAGCGGCCGAGCGCUACGAGCGCCACCUCCAGGAACUAGAGAACCUGUCGCAGCCUGUCCAUGCCUUGGAGCCGCGAAAGAAGAAGCCCAGGCCGAAAGACGACGACGACUUUAUCCCAGAUGACUACUAUAGUGACGACGAGACCAUCCAGUCUAAAAGCGAUAAAAUGCAACAGGAAAUUCAGGAGUUGCUUCUCAAGGUGGACGGGAGGCAAGACUCUGCGGAAUUGGUCAAUGAAUGCGACGUGAGCAUUCUCUUCAGCUCGCGGACACACUCGCAGUUAAACCAGUUCGCGAGCCAGCUACGCCUCGCAGACUUCCCCUCCUCCUUUGAAGGCCCCGAGCGGGUCAAGUUCCUUCCGCUCGCCUCGCGCAAGCAGUUGUGCAUCCACCCGAGGGUUUCUAAGUACAAGGACGUUACUGCGAUCAACGACGCCUGCGUGGACUUGCAAAAGGGGGGUAAAGAAGGCUGUGAAUUCCUUCCAAAGACGGAGUCUGGUUUGGUUAAGCAAUUCACCGACUUGAAUUUCACCAAGAUCCGCGAUAUCGAGGACUUGGGCCGCCUUGGCGAGGACUUGCACGUGUGUCCAUACUACUCCGCCCGUAGCGGCGUGGCGCUUUCGGAGAUUGUUGCGCUUCCGUACCAGCUUCUCCUCCAGAAAUCCACGCGGGAAUCCAUCAAGCUCUCGCUCAAAAACGCCAUCGUGGUGAUAGACGAGGCGCACAACUUGUUAGACGUAAUUUCGGCAAUGCACUCUGUCUCGGUGAAACUCUCGGAGUUGCAGCAGGUCGAGGAGCUGCUCCGGUUUUACAUGAAAAAGUUCCUGGGUCGGCUAAAUGGAGGGAAUCGUAUUAAUUUGACAAAGUUGAUGAAGAUGGUGAUUAUUUUGAAAGCAUUUAUGGUGAAUGAGGUAAAAAAAGAUAAGGUUGCUCCUGGGAAGGAGAUCCCGGUGUUUGACAUCUUCCACGGUACCACCGGCGACUUGCUCAACCUCCACAAGCUAGACAAAUACGUUUCGGCGUCCAAAAUCGCCUAUAAAAUCGAAAACUACAUUGAAAAGCUCGCACAGGACGGAAAGCGCAGCGCUACCCCGUUGUUAUUCAAAAUUAUCAGCUUCUUAAAGUGUCUCACCAAUCCGUCACAGGAGGGUAAGUUCUUCUGGGACGGGGACUCUGACGUUUCCAUCAACUACAUGUUGCUCGACCCCAGCGAGAUGUUCCGCGACGUGGUGGAGCAGGCCAAAUGCGUCCUUCUCUGUGGUGGGACCAUGGAGCCGAUGUCAGACUAUGUAGACUACCUCUUUCCGUACCUUGAACCUGCCAGUAUUAAACAGUUUAGCUGUGGCCAUGUGAUUCCUCCGGAAAACCUCAACGUGUACACUGUCUCCAAAGGCCCCAGGGGGGGGAGCUUUGAGUUUUCCUUCGACCGGCGGGGAAGCGCAUCCAUGGUUGAGGAGCUAGGGCUAGCAUUGAUCCAGCUCGCCAGGACGGUCCCGGACGGAAUGGUUGUCUUUUUUCCCUCGUACAAAUACCUUAGCGAGAUUACCAGCGGGGUGUGGAAGGCCAAGGUGUGGAAGGCGCUCAACGGGAUUAAGCCAGUGUUUAUGGAGGCAAGCGACAAGGAUGUGUUAGGGGAGUACACCAAUGCGAUUACAAGCGGUACCGGGGGCAUUUUACUAUCUGUCGUGGGCGGAAAGUUGUCUGAAGGGAUCAACUUUUCCGACAAACUCGCGCGGGCGGUGGUGAUGGUGGGCUUACCGUUCCCUAACGCUUUUUCCGGAGAACUUGUAGCCCGUCGUAGAUACAUUGAGGAUGCGGUGGCCCUGCGUGGGGGACUGAAAGAGGCCGCUAAGGAGGCAGCUCGCAAUUUCUACGAAAACAUCUGUAUGAGGCUGGUAAACCAGUGCGUGGGGCGGUCUAUCCGACACAUCGGCGACUACUCAACCAUCUACUUGUUUGACUCCCGGUACCGAAAUCCGCGGAUCGAGAACAAGCUCUCAGGCUGGGUGAAGGGCCGGUUGAUGAAACAAGCGGAUGUGUUCCACGCGAUUCUCAAGUCCACGCUGGAGUUUUUUGCCGCAAAGGAAUAAACUUGGUCUGCCAUAAUCGCAGCGAGCUUCUCGUUCUGGAUCAGGAGGCAUCCUACGCAAUUGAAUCUAAGUGGGUCCUUUGUCUUUCUGUUAUGCCCAGCUAAUAGGUUACCAGCAAAGUUCUCUAAUAAAACUAGUUCAAACAUAGCAUUUGCUAGGGGUGUAACGAAAGUAAUAAUAAAACUGGCAUAAAACUGGCAUAAAACUCUACAGCGCUCAGAGGGGAAGAGUUCAUAGGGGUAAUUAAACA